AUGUCGCAAGUACUCAUCGGUGUGGGCACAGACACGCUGCUACAGGGACAGUUCAAGAGCCUGGCCAUCUACCUGCUUUUUUCAGGAAUAGCCAUUUCUGUGUGUGAAGCAGCUUAUUUCGCCAGCCUGCUCUUGACCUCCUGCUCUAUAUCCAAGAUGAGGCCCAUGGUGCACACUUGCUGGAAGCAAGCCAGGCGUCGUGGGGCCUUCCAGAAGUUCCUGGCCUAUCUGCUGCUCUCAGUAGCUUGUUUCCUGCACCCUGUAAUUGUUUGGCAUGUCACUAUCCCAGGCGCAAUGUUAGUGCUCACUGGUCUGGCAUAUUUUCUGCUCAGUAAACAACAGAACAAAACAGCAGCAGAUGGAACACAGGGCCAGUACAGUGACCCCUGCAGUACAGCUGUAACUAUGAUGGGUGCAGAUGACACUGCACAAACAUACACCUUUCCCAGGGAAGCAAGAAGAGGGCAACACAGACCCCUCUUUGGAUGCCUAAGGAGCAUCCUCAAAGGUGGCAAGAAACAGGAGGCUGUCAUGAAUUCUUCACCCAUAGUGUCUUCAAGGAGGCAGAGACACUUGGAGGAGAAAACAGUGAAUAUAAUCCUCUCUGUUAAAGAAAAUGCAGAAGAGCCAGAGAGCCUGGCUGAGGAAAACACAUCAGACACAGCUCCCAUCCUUGCUCCCCAGGUGUGAUAUAACAGCAGCAAGACGAAGAGUGGGUUCUUUCUGCUGCCUUCAGUAUCCUGGAGAUGUGCUUCCCUGUGAUCCCAGCAUCUGGCCCCAA
Hemicordylus capensis (graceful crag lizard) is the source of this 781-nucleotide messenger RNA. It is a transcript of the gene TMEM72, whose product is annotated as transmembrane protein 72. The coding region runs from base 1 to 690 and encodes 229 amino acids. NCBI's taxonomy places the organism in Eukaryota, Metazoa, Chordata, Lepidosauria, Squamata, Cordylidae. The record is from RefSeq and is a predicted model, not a curated record. The transcript has 5 exons.